Molecule: messenger RNA, 1290 nt
Organism: Zophobas morio
Lineage: Eukaryota; Metazoa; Arthropoda; Insecta; Coleoptera; Tenebrionidae
Product: circadian clock-controlled protein daywake-like
Exons: 4
Coding region: 485-1273 (262 amino acids)
Source: RefSeq, a predicted model, not a curated record
UCCAGAUUUUCGAAAAAUUAUAAGAUUUUAGAUGUUUACAAAUUUUACGAUAACCUUAAAAAAUUCGUCAUAUUCAUAACCUUAGAAUGUCAUCCAAUUUUGAUUUUUUUUUUUAGAAAUGUCUUGUUUGAAAACUCAACACGGAUUCAUACACCUCAAAUAUAGGGGCGUCUUAUUUUAUAAGACAGACAGACGGAAAUGGGAGACCUAUUUUUUCGUACUAUACAGGUCAUGAAACGUCGAUAAAACAUGAAAGUGGCAAGUCGUCCGAUGGACUCGAACACUCCCUUAGCUUACGCACGGGAAGUAAAAAUAGCCAUGACCAAGCAAAUCUUUCCUAGCUUAAUUUAAAUGCAAUGUACCCACGAAGGACAAAGUUUUCAAUGAAACUGUGUUUUCAACUCAUUAAAAAUAAAAGAAAAUACUUGAACUACGCAUCCACAAUCAUCGACAAAACCAGUUUAUCCGGAAGACACGUUAUAUAAUGUACAACCUUGCACCAGUUUCCCAUUUUGACACAAUGUUCCGCUUCUGUACAACGCAAUCUCUGGUCUUCGUCUUCGCGUGCAUCGCCUUAAGCGAGCCCAAAAUCCCCCCAAACUUCAAGCGCUGCUACCGAAAAGACCCCGAUUUUAGGAAAUGCAUGUUCGCCGCCGUCCAGCUCGCCGCCCCCCAGCUGACCAAACCCUACAGAGCCAUCGCCGUACCCAACCUGGAGCCCGUGGAGGUGUCUUCUUUGCAGGUGAAGGGCGGGGGCGGCGUGGUGGCGGUGAACCAAAAUUUGAAAAAUUGCAAGCUGUAUGGACUGACGAAAUCCGAGAUCUACCAGGCUGAUUUCGACCUAGAAAACAAGACCUGGGUUUUUGACUUCCUUAUUCCCGAAUUGGACUGCCGCUGUGACUACCAGCUGGACGGGAAAGUGCUUCUGUUGCCCAUUAAGGGCGAAGGCAACUGCACUAUUGUGUUUGAGAACAUGCAUGUCAAACUUAAAAUUGACUUCGAAGAAGUCGUCAAAGACAGUCGGACCCAUUUUAAAGUAAGUCAUAGUCAGAUAGAGAACGAUGUGGGGCUGGUGACCAUGCAUUUCGACAAUCUUUUUAACGGAGACAAGGCUCUGGGUGAUAAUAUUAACAAAGUUCUUAACGAAAACUGGAAGGAGGUUUAUGCUGAAGUGCAAGCAGAUUAUCAGGAUCUUCUAACGGGGGUAAUGAUGCAGCUUUUGAACAGGUUUUUCGACAAGGUGUCGUUGGAAGAGCUGUUCGACGAAAACUAGCAAGCUGUUUGAGGUAG